Molecule: messenger RNA, 2601 nt
Organism: Panicum hallii
Lineage: Eukaryota; Viridiplantae; Streptophyta; Magnoliopsida; Poales; Poaceae
Product: probable inactive receptor kinase At2g26730
Exons: 2
Coding region: 281-2344 (687 amino acids)
Biological process (GO): protein phosphorylation
Molecular function (GO): ATP binding; protein binding; protein kinase activity
Source: RefSeq, a predicted model, not a curated record
UCACGGGUGCCGCCACUGUCCGUGCCGUCCCGAGCCCACACUGCCAGCCACUGUACCCCAACGCAGCACUCCUCCCGAAAUUCCCCUCCCCCGAGACGAGACGCAGCCCCAGCAAAAAGCCACCGCCCGCAGCGGGAAAAAAGCGGCGACGCCAGCCAGUGAGGGGCAAAAGCUUCAUCACUUCCAGCUCCAGCUCUCAGCACCCCUCUCCUCGCCUCUCCUACUCCCCCACAAUGCCGCCUCGCCCGUAGCUGCGUCCCCAGCUCCCGCGCCUGCCGCAAUGCCUAGCCCCCGCGCGCCCCUGGCGGCGCUGGCGGCCCUGCUCGCGGUCGCCGCCCUGGCCCCCCGCGCCGCCGCGGAGCCCCCGCCCAGCGAGCGGUCCGCGCUGCUGGCGUUCCUCACCGCGACCCCGCACGAGCGCCGCCUCGGCUGGAACACCUCCACCCCGACGUGCGGCUGGGUCGGGGUCACCUGCGACAGCUCCGGUUCCACCGUCGUCGAGGUGCGCCUCCCGGGCGUCGGCAUCGUCGGCGCCAUCCCGCCGGGCACGCUCGGCCGCCUCACCAACCUCCGCGUGCUCUCGCUCCGCUCCAACCGCGUCCUGGGCUCCAUCCCCGACGACGUGCUGCAGCUGCCCAACCUCAAGGCGCUCUUCCUGCAGCACAACCGGCUGUCCGGCGCCAUCCCGCCGGGGAUCGCCAGGCUCGGCGGGCUCGAGCGCCUCGUGCUCGCGCACAACAACCUCUCGGGCCCCAUCCCCUUCGCGCUCAACAACCUCACCGCGCUGCGGGUGCUCCGGCUCGACGGCAACAACCUCUCCGGGAGCAUUCCCAGCAUCAGCAUCCCGGCGCUCGCCGUCUUCAACGUCUCCGACAACAGCCUCAACGGCUCCAUCCCGAAAUCGCUCUCGCACUUCCCGCGGGACUCCUUCGCGGGAAACCUCCAGCUCUGCGGCGACCCGCUCCCGCCAUGCGGCAGCCCGUUCUUCCCCCCAGCGCCGGCGCCCGGGAUGAGCCCGGCCGGCGGCGGCCCCAUGCCGGGCUCCUCCAAGAAGCGGAAGCUCUCCGGCGCGGCAAUCGCGGGCAUCGUCGUGGGCGCCGUGGUGGCAGGGCUCCUACUCCUCAUCGCUAUCGUGCUCUGCGCCGUGUCCCGCAGGCGGAGGGGCGGCGCGCGCGAGGGGCCCAAGGCCGCGACGACGUCCGCGGCGGCGGCGGCGGCGGCGGGGAGAGGGCAGCCCCCGCCGGCUUCCGGCGAGGGCGGCGGCAUGACGUCUUCGUCCAAGGAGGACCUCGGGGGCGGCGCGUCCGGGUCGGCCGCGGCCGUGGCCGCCUCUGCGGCGGGCGGCGCCGCGGGGGAGCAGAGCCGGCUGGUGUUCGUGGGCAAGGGCGCCGGGUACAGCUUCGACCUGGAGGACCUGCUGCGCGCGUCGGCGGAGGUGCUGGGCAAGGGCAGCGUGGGGACGUCGUACAAGGCGGUGCUGGAGGAAGGCACGACGGUGGUGGUGAAGCGGCUCAAGGACGUGGCGGUGGCGCGGCGCGAGUUCGACGCGCACAUGGAGGCGCUCGGCCGGGUGGAGCACCGCAACGUGCUCCCCGUGCGCGCCUACUACUUCUCCAAGGACGAGAAGCUCCUCGUCUACGACUACCUCCCCAACGGCAGCCUCUCCGCCAUGCUGCACGGGAGCCGGGGCUCGGGGCGGACGCCGCUGGACUGGGAGGCGCGCAUGCGCUCCGCGCUGUCCGCCGCUCGCGGGCUGGCGCACCUGCACACCGCGCACAACCUCGUGCACGGCAACGUCAAGGCCUCCAACGUGCUGCUCCGGCCGGACCCGGACGCGGCGGCGCUCUCGGACUUCAGCCUCCACCAGCUGUUCGCGCCGUCGUCGACGCGGGCCGGCGGGUACCGCGCGCCGGAGGUGGUGGACUCGCGCCGGCUGACGUUCAAGUCCGACGUCUACUCCCUCGGCGUGCUGCUCCUGGAGCUCCUGACGGGCAAGUCCCCGGCGCACGCGUCCCUGGAGGGCGACGGCACGCUGGACCUGCCCCGGUGGGUGCAGUCCGUGGUGCGGGAGGAGUGGACCGCCGAGGUGUUCGACGUGGAGCUCGUGCGGCUGGGCGCCAGCGCCGAGGAGGAGAUGGUGGCGCUGCUGCAGGUGGCCAUGGCGUGCGUGGCCACAGUCCCGGACGCGCGGCCGGACGCCCCCGACGUGGUCCGGAUGAUCGAGGAGAUCGGCGCCGGCCACGGCGGCCGGACGACGACGGAGGAGAGCGAGGGCGUGCGGGGCACGUCGGAGGAGGAGCGGUCGCGGUCGGGGGGCACGCCGCCGGCCGCACCGACGCCGUGAGCGCCGUUAGAGGAGGGUAAAGUACUAAAGUGGUUCUUCGCCAGAUUAAAUUGCAUAGGUUCUUUGGUGCUGUAUGUCUGUGGACCGUGGUGUUCUGUUCUUUCUCCCCCUUUUUCCAGGGCAUUGUUUUGUUGGAUCGAAUUGUAUUUUUCCUACUCCCCUCCAUCUCUCUCUCCCUCAGGCUUCAUUCAUGCAAGUAAAAAGAAAAUGUAAUUUUCUUCAGCUUCUUUGUCCCCUUCGUGAUGUUUGUUCGACAC